This is a messenger RNA of Episyrphus balteatus (marmalade hoverfly), 1745 nucleotides long. RefSeq names its product apyrase. Lineage: Eukaryota; Metazoa; Arthropoda; Insecta; Diptera; Syrphidae. The transcript has 2 exons. Bases 235 to 1482 code for a protein of 415 amino acids. Gene Ontology annotation, biological process: proteoglycan biosynthetic process. The record is from RefSeq and is a predicted model, not a curated record. Gene Ontology annotation, molecular function: UDP phosphatase activity; calcium ion binding; GDP phosphatase activity.
AGUUCAUUUGUCAGUUGUGUGUUGUCACAAAAAAUUAAUCGUGCAAAUUGCAAAUAAAUAAAGAACUAAACUUCUAUCCGCUCCACCGUCAUCGUGGAAGCAUUCUAUUAAAAUUUCCUCCAAUACUUAAGUUAAAUGCAGUUUCCACGAACCCAAUUAGCUUCCAAUAAUCGUGGUCUCAACGAAUCUACUAAAUCCUAUCCCAACAAUGCCCGCCGCAUACAAAGCUGACCAAUGAACCAUCCAAACAGUCACAAUCAUCGUUAUACUAAAUUAUCUUCAUCAGAGAUUUUGUCAGCUAGUCCAACCAGCACAGCUAACAGCAGUGUCAUGUACACUAGAGAUUGGAGAACCGCACUCCGGUCACCGCCAACAUAUCGACUUGGCAAUCGCACUUUUCGUUUCAAUUAUCACUUUGCUCUACUCAUAACAGCAACCCUUAGUUUGGGUCUAGUAUUUUUCUAUAUGAAAACAAAAUCCACAUCAUCAUUUGAUGUGUUGAGUACACAGCCAGUGUUUAGUCGUAACACAUACAAUACGACUUAUCCAUUAACACCGCCAAAAUUUGCACGUGGCAUACAAACUUAUCGAAUUGGCAUGGUUGCCGAUUUGGAUACAGCUUCCAAAAGUGGCAACUCUUGGAAGAGUUAUUUUAAAAAGGGACACUUGACUUUUAUUGAAGCUAAAAGAGAAGUGAAAAUUACCUGGGAUGAGCAGGAGCCACAAACACUUGAGAGUAGUUUUUCUCUCAAAGACCGUGGCAUGGAACUAUCGGAGUUAGUUACUUUCGAUGGAAAGUUGCUCAGUUUCGAUGAUAGAACAGGACUUGUAUAUAAAUUAGAAAAUGAUAAACUUAUUCCUUGGGUAAUAUUACUCGAUGGCGAUGGGCAAUCGAGUAAGGGAUUCAAAUCAGAAUGGGCAACAGUAAAGAAUCAAAUUUUAUAUGUUGGUUCAAUGGGUAAGGAAUGGACAACGUCGCAAGGAGAUUUUGAGAAUGAAAAUCCAAUGUAUGUGAAGAUUAUUUCGCCGGGAGGUGAAGUUCGUAGUUUAAAUUGGUCAUUCAAUUAUAAGACGAUGCGUGAAGAAUCAAUGAACAUUGUUUGGCCUGGAUAUAUGAUUCAUGAAAGCGGUGUGUGGUCGGAUGCUCAUCAGAAAUGGUUCUUCUUGCCGAGAAGAUGUUCAAAAAAUAAAUACAACGAAACCCGAGAUGAACACAUGGGAUGUAACGUGCUAAUAAUGGCUGAUGAUAGAUUUUCCAAAAUCGAAACAAUAACUUUAGAAAACAAAGAACCCACACAUGGUUUUUCGAGCUUUAAAUUUAUUCCUGGCUGUGAUGAUAAAUAUAUUUUAGCCAUUAAAUCCGAAGAGCUAAAUGGAAAAACUUCAACAUUCAUCACAGUAUUCGAUAUUGAGGGAAAUGUUUUGUAUCCUGAGCAAAGAAUACCAACCGAUUUUAAAUAUGAAGGAAUCGAAUUUAUUUAGUGUAUUUUUUUUAGUUAAGAUUAUUAUUUUUUUGUGUAUAUUUUGUAAAUGUAUUUUUGAUUUGUAUUUAGUGCUUUUUUAGCUUGCCUAUUUAUUUAUUACAUUGUAUUUCAUUAUAGAAAUUUUUAGUGAAAAACAAAAACGUUCCGAAGGAAAUAAGCAGGAUUUAAAUGGAGUUGAAAGUUUUAUGCUCAAGGGACAAGGGAAAACCAAUAAUAGAGUGUUAUUUUAUUAAAAAAUACAAUUUAUAAUAAUCCUGUAAA